AUGCGGAUUUCAGGUGUACUUGGGCCACUGAUCAGGCUGGAUACCAGAGUCUCUGCCCUGUGGGAACUCACACCUUCAGGAGGUGACCAUUUGUCCUCUCGUGUUCCAGACAUCAAUGAGUGUGAAACCCCCUCAACAGUAUCCUGCGGAAGAUUUGCAGAGUGCCGGAACACAGAUGGGAGCUACUACUGCACAUGCAGCCCAGGGUACCAGCUUGUUUCUGGGGCAACAAGGUUUGGGAAUAAAAAUGAGAACACAUGUCAAGUUUCCAAGCCUGUGAAAAGCUCAGAUGAUGUGGACCCCCCAAGACAUACACCUGGAGAUUUGGGUGUAUGGAAGAGUCUCCUGCCUGGGCCAGGUGGCAACAGAGACCGUCAUCAGAAGCCACUGUCCCAGGACUUACCCACUCCCAAGAAGAUCAACCCAGACUCCACUGGGGCCCAGACCACUGGGGGGCAGAAGACAUCUAGGCACCACUGGAGGGGGGCCACAGAGAUCUCCUUCCCCACCUGGAUUCCAGCCCCAGGAAUCAAGAGCCAGAGGCUUUCCCGCUUCUUUAACAGAGUCCAAUAUCUGAGUGGAAACUUCGAGGCAUCCUCUGUCCUAGGAACUAUCCAGGACCUCAUACAGGAGGUGGAUGAAAUGCUGGAGACCCCCGAGGACCUGAAAUCCCUGCCCGACUCAAAGCAGCACUUUGUGGCCACUAACCUCCUCUUUGGCCUGGAGAAUGUCCUGAGAGGGCUGAGCAAGGCCCUGCAUAAUGGGUCAAUGACCUUCAGUUCAUCUGCAGGCACAGAACUGUCCCUGAAGGUGUUGGAAGAAGAAGACAGGAAUAUCACCUUGAUUCAGAAUCAGACAAAGAUGAUGCUGACCUGGGAUACAGUGCACAAAUCUAAAGACUCAGGUCCUAUUGUGGUGGGCCUUGUCUCCACACCAGGGAUGGGAAAGUUGCUGGAAAAAGUCCCCCUGAUCCUGGAUACUGAGGAACAGGCAGAUUUGCAUGAGACGCAGAAGGGUUUGCUAAAGGAAAUCUCCCCAAUCCUGCUGUCAGAUGUCAUAACCGUCUUUAUCAGCAACAAUAACACCCAGAACCUCAGCUCCCCAGUCACCUUUGUCUUCCAACAUUCAGUGAUCCCCAGGCCAAGGGAAAAGGUGUACUGUGUCUUCUGGGAGCAUGGCCAGAAUGGAAGUGGUCAUUGGGCUACCAAAGGCUGCAGUAUGGUGGGAACCAGAGACAACAACACCAUCUGCCAGUGCACCCACCUCAGCAGCUUUGCUGUCCUCAUGGCCUACUACAAUGUGCAGGAGGAGAAUCCUGCACUGACAGUCAUCACCUACGUGGGGCUGAGCCUCUCUCUGCUGUGCCUCUUCCUGGCGGCCCUCACCUUUCUGCUGUGCAAAGCCAUCCAGAACACCAGCACCUCCCUCCACCUGCAGCUCUCACUCUGCCUCUUCCUGGCUCACCUGCUCUUCCUAACAGCCAUCAACAGAACUAAGAUCAAGGUGUUGUGUGCCAUCAUCGCGGGUGCCUUACACUACCUCUACCUGGCCUCCUUCACCUGGAUGCUGCUGGAGGGCCUGCACCUCUUCCUCACUGCACGCAACCUGACGGUGGUCAACUACUCCAGUGUCAACUUGUUCAUGAAGAAGCUCAUGUUCCCAGUGGGCUAUGGAGUCCCAGCUGUGAUUGUGGUCAUUUCUGCAGCAUCCAGGCCCCAUCUUUAUGGAACAACCACCAGAUGCUGGCUCCACACAGACAAAGGAUUUAUAUGGACCUUUCUUGGCCCCGUCUGCACCAUCUUCUCUAUUAAUUUAGCUUUCUUCCUGAUAACCUUCUGGAUUGUGAAAAACAAGCUUUCUUCACUCAACAGUGAUGUGUCCACUCUUCGGAACACUAGGAUGCUGACAUUUAAAGCCACAGCUCAGCUCUUCAUCUUGGGAUGCACGUGGUGUCUGGGAAUCCUGCAGGUGGGACCGGCUGCCCACAUCAUGGCCUACCUCUUCACCAUCAUCAACAGCCUGCAGGGUGUCUUCAUCUUCCUGGUGUACUGCCUCUUCAGCCAGCAGGUCCAAGAGCAAUACAGGAAAUUGUUCAAAGGGAUCAGGAAAACCAAAGCCGAGUCGGAGGAAUACACAUUGUCCAGCAAGACCAUGUCCGAUCCCUCUAAACACAGUGUGGAGAAUUGAAUUAACAGCUAAAUCAGAUGAUCUUGUAUACUGGAUGGUGAAGAAAAUUCUGAACUGUCAUCUUUGGUUAAAAAGUUAAAAAAAAAUACUUUUUCAUGUUUGUUACAAGUAUCUCUUCAUGGAACUACAGUGGAAGCAAGUAGGACAGGAAUGUCUGUUAUUCAAUUUGCUGGGAAGAAUUUUAGUUUUCUGCUCCAUAUGGUAUGUUCACCUCACUCCCAGCAUAGUCAAGGAGCUAUGACACAAUUGUCCAGUUGCCUUGGAUUAAAUCAUCUGCUUCAAAUUCUUUUUCUACAAAAUUCCUCAAGAUGAAGAUAUAUGAUGAGGAAAAUGAGCUUCAGAAGACUAAAAAUACCGUUAAGAGAGGAAAUAAAAGUCAAAUACCUACAUGCAUGGUAAAUAACUAAUACAGUCUCCCAAGAUUUUCCUGGAUUAUGUCCUAAAAACCACUUGAGUUACAGGCAGCCUAGGACAGUUGGUCUCCAAUCACACAUGCUUCAACUUCUUCACUCUCCAUUUCUAAAGACUACUAACUUAUUAAUUAGAAAUACAUAUUUUAGUACUCACCAUUUGCUGCACUAAAGUAAGAGAGAUCCAGUUUCUAAUUUCACAGAUCUUACAUGUUAAAGAAAAUGCUUUCUCAGUUAGAGUAAAAUCAGAACCCUGUAAAGAAAGUCUCUACAUCCAUAUAUCUUGUAAGCUGAGCUGGGUAAACAGGUGUAUAUUGCUACUGCACAUUUUUAAAUUUUUAUUUACAUAUAUAACAAAUUAUUUCAUUCUCAGAAUGUGAUCUAGGCAAGGUCUAAAUCCAGAGGAUAACACCAACAAGAAAUAUCCUGUGGACACUCACUGAUCAUAUCUGUAUCACUUUGAACCAAAUGGAAAAUGACUGUAAAUGAUCAUAACAUAUUAAAUUUAAAAUAUUCAUGAGUACAUAGUGACACUUAAAGUAAUGGCCAAUUAAUGUAGAAGAUAUGACAGAAAUAUAUAAUGAUAAUUUUUCAUUAUCUAGUAAAUCACCACUAAAAGCAUUGGGGUAAUCUUGCUGAAAGACAAGCUAGUCCCACAGUGCCAAUUAAUCUCCUAAGAGAUUACUGAUUACUUACAAGGAUCAAAGUGUACAUUUAUAAUGUUAUAUCAGACAGCCACCAAAUGAACUAAUGAUCAAGCUUAACAUCAACAGUAUCAGUCUGACAUUAUAUAUUUCCUGAUAAGACAUGAACUUACAAUAUCCCAUUUCUGCUAAACAAAAAAUUUGUGGCAAAUCAGUCCAACCUAAAUCUAACCCUUCCUUUAGACAAAGGUUUAACAAACUAUAACCUGCAGGCCAAAUCCAGGAAGCUGCCUGCUUUUGUAAAUAAACUCUUAUUGGAUCAUAGCCAUACCCAUUCACUGAUUCCUCGUCCAUGGCUGCUUUCAGGCUACAAUGUCGAGUAGAGUGAUUGUGUGAGAGACUGAAAGGCCAUGAAGCCAAAAAUAUUUACUACCUGGCCCUUUCUAGAAGAAGCUUACUGGUAACAGUUCUUUCAGACCUGACUUUCAGUGUACAUGAAAUACAGGGGAAAGGCACACAAGUUAAAUGACAUCAUGAGGAAAUCAUCAGGCAAAUCCAGAACACAGGGAACUCUCCUAAAGUCAAUAUCAUUGUAAAAAGUGCAUAAGGCUAUUCUAGAUCAAAGUGACAAAAGUCACAUGACAAUCAAAUUCAGUGUCAAUUUACUAGGACUCUGGUUCAGAUAUAUGCUAUAAAAAUAUUUUGGAGACAAUUGAGAUAAUUUGAAUAUGCAUUAGAUAUUUAAAGUUAUUAAGAAAUUGAUUUUCUUGGGUGUAAUAAUAGAAUUGUAAUUAUGUAGAGCAUACUCUUUAUAAAUUUUUCAAUAUUUGAUAAAGACAUUAAAGAAUGAAGUGUUACAAUGUGUCCACUGAAAAUCAAGUAUUAGCAGGAAAAUAUAUAUGUGUGUGUAAAAAAAUAGUGAAAGUUUUAAUGUGGCACUAUGUUAAUA
This is a messenger RNA of Hippopotamus amphibius kiboko, 4190 nucleotides long. RefSeq names its product adhesion G protein-coupled receptor E2-like. Bases 1 to 2187 code for a protein of 728 amino acids. Lineage: Eukaryota; Metazoa; Chordata; Mammalia; Artiodactyla; Hippopotamidae. Gene Ontology annotation, cellular component: membrane. The record is from RefSeq and is a predicted model, not a curated record. Gene Ontology annotation, biological process: cell surface receptor signaling pathway; adenylate cyclase-activating G protein-coupled receptor signaling pathway. Gene Ontology annotation, molecular function: calcium ion binding; G protein-coupled receptor activity. The transcript is spliced from 16 exons.